Molecule: messenger RNA, 1623 nt
Organism: Mycotypha africana
Lineage: Eukaryota; Fungi; Mucoromycota; Mucoromycetes; Mucorales; Mycotyphaceae
Exons: 3
Biological process (GO): SCF-dependent proteasomal ubiquitin-dependent protein catabolic process
Cellular component (GO): SCF ubiquitin ligase complex
Source: RefSeq, a predicted model, not a curated record
AAUAGCAAUGGUGGUGCCAACAGAGUUCAUGGACCUACUUCUGCUUUGAGUAGCUUCUUGAGGGAACAUGGUAUUCGGGUACCAAACCAAAGUAGAAGGGCUAGGCGAGAGAGAGAAUUGCAGGAGCAACAACAACAACAACAGGAGCAACAGGUACAAAAUGAGCAGCAAGAACAACAACAGGAAGUCUCUUUAAAUCGAAGGGUGACAAGAAAUCGGACUGCAGCAGCAAAUGGUUCAGGCAACAAGAAAAACGGCAAAGGCAGCGACGACGAUGAUGAUUACACCAGUGAUGAUGAGGAUGAUUAUAAUCCCCCCUCAUCGUCUCGAAGAGCAAUUACACCCGGUCGUGCACUUAUAUUGUUUUGUACUGAAUGCAAGUCGCGGUUUGCUAGAAAGCUCGAUGAAGAUAAGACUAUCACCACUUGUCCAAAUUGCCGCAACGGUGACACUUCUGCUGCUAAUAAGAAAAAAGCGUCGGUUGGGAGAAAAAAGAACAUUCCUAUUGUUCACAAACAAAAGUACUUUACGUAUGUUCCAUCAUUGCAAGAUAUAUGUAUUGGCAUCGUAGCCAAAUAUAUUGAAGAAGUAGAAGAUUUUGGUAUCAUAAGUGACGAAAGUGUCAAUAAGUUAGCCAAGAUUAUCUGUCGCAACCGCAAACUGAAUGAUUUGACUGCAAAGCUAUUUAUGACCCCUCAUCGAAAGCAUUUAAAGUUAUAUGACUGUACCAAUAUGACAGAAGACGCUCUGCUGAUGUUAUCGCAAUUCUGCUAUCAACUGGAGCGUUUGGAGCUGAUUUAUUGUGGUCGUAUGACGGAUAAGGUGUUACUUGAGGGUUAUGCAAACCGUCUACACCAACUCAAGGCAGUCAAUUUCUCUGGUGCUUUUUUAGUUACAAAAGAAGCAUGGAUAGCUUUCUUUAAGAAAAUCGGUUCGAGAUUAGAAUCUUUUGAAUUACGCCACUCUGCUCGGUUUGAUAAAGACUGUCUGAAGGCGAUGGUGCAAUAUUGUCCCAAUUUGACCUCUUUGAAGCUUGCCCAUAUUGGUCAACUAGAUACGGAUUGGUUAGCGUUGAUCGGACAAUUACAACAGCUGAAUACGUUGGAAAUUGCUUGGUUAAGUGAGGACAAAUGUUUACAAACAAAGGAUGUGAAUGAUCUGUUAGAAGCUGUGGGGGAAAAUCUUACUGAGCUAUCUAUUCGCGGUGGGCCUGAUUUGUCAGAUUCUAUUCUAACCGUUGGCAUACUGAAGAAUUGUCGUCAGCUCAAAAAAUUAACGCUGGAGGGAUGUGGACAGCUAACUUCUGAAGCUUUCGUAGAGUUAUUCAGCAAUUGGCAAGAGAACUUCAAGUUGACACAUUUGAAUAUUGCAAGGUGCCUUUUGGUAAAAGGCGAAGCACUCAAAGCAAUCAUAGACCAUUCUGGGAAAACUUUGGAAUACCUGAACAUUCAUAGUUUGGAGAAGUUGACACCAGAAAGUUUAGAGUAUAUCGCAAGCGAGUCAUUAAAGUCACUCAAUUGUGGAUUUGUACGUUCUAUGGAUGACUUUGUUUUAUUGAAAUUGAUCAAAAAUUGCCCCAAAUUAAAAGAUGUUCAAGUCUGGGGAUGUCAUGCCGUAAGUGUU